Molecule: messenger RNA, 3592 nt
Organism: Ipomoea nil (Japanese morning glory)
Lineage: Eukaryota; Viridiplantae; Streptophyta; Magnoliopsida; Solanales; Convolvulaceae
Product: probable LRR receptor-like serine/threonine-protein kinase At4g26540
Exons: 2
Coding region: 166-3453 (1095 amino acids)
Biological process (GO): protein phosphorylation; hormone-mediated signaling pathway
Cellular component (GO): plasma membrane
Molecular function (GO): protein binding; ATP binding; protein kinase activity
Source: RefSeq, a predicted model, not a curated record
UCUCCCAAUCAACAGCCAUUUCCCCAAGUACAAUAAUAAUAGAAAAUUGUAAGUUGUCUGGGAUCCAGAUCUUCUGGUUUUCUUGUAUAAACAAAACAUGGGGUUCCCCCCUCUACAAUCCCAAAGAACUCAUCACCUUCUUCUUUGCUCUCUCACCACUCACCAAUGCCUGCACUUCUAAGAAGCCCUUCUCUUUUCUCCACCUAUACCUUUCUACUUCUUUCACUAAACUCCCUCUUCUUCUUCUCUCCUGGCCACUCCAUUGAUGCACAGGGCCAAGCUCUUCUAGCAUGGAAGGCAAGGCUGAACAGCUCAACAGAUGCUUUGAAGUCAUGGAAUGCUGUGGACCAAAGUCCUUGUUCCUGGUUUGGGAUAUUCUGCAACUCAGAUGGAGAAGUUGUGAAGAUAAGCUUGAAGGCAGUGAAUUUGCAAGGCCCACUGCCUUCAAAUUUGCAGCCUCUCAGAUCAUUGGAUACUCUGAUCAUAUCAUCUGCCAAUCUCUCAGGCUCUAUUCCCAGGGAGUUUGGGGACUAUCUUGAGCUGGUUGUUCUUGACAUAAGUGACAACUCAAUCACAGGGACCAUUCCAGAAGAGAUAUGUAAUCUGGGAAAGUUGCAGGCUUUGGGUUUGAACACAAAUUUGCUUGAAGGUGGGAUUCCUGGAGAGAUUGGGAGGCUCUCCAGCCUCAAGUAUCUAACGCUCUACGAUAACCAGAUCAGCGGGGAGAUUCCUAGGAGCUUCGGGCAGCUGAGCAAUCUUGAAGUGUUCAGGGCUGGUGGGAAUCAGGAUCUUAAAGGCGAAUUACCUUCUGAGAUUGGGAACUGCAAGAACUUGCAAGUUUUAGGCCUUGCAGAAACAGGCAUUUCCGGGGGGCUUCCAUCCUCAAUUGGCAAGCUGAAAAGGAUUCAAACCAUAGCUAUAUACACAUCACUGUUGUCAGGCCCCAUUCCAGAAGAGAUUGGGAACUGCAGUGAGUUGCAGAACCUCUACUUGUACCAGAAUUCAAUCUCGGGUCCCAUCCCCCGGACCAUGGGGAAGCUCGAAAAGCUUCAAAGUUUGCUGCUUUGGCAGAACAGCAUAGUGGGCACCAUCCCAGAAGAGCUGGGAAGCUGCAAAGAACUCACAGUCAUUGAUUUAUCAGAAAAUCUCCUGACAGGCAGCAUCCCAGCAAGCUUGGGGGGCCUUUCGAGGCUCGAGGAGCUACAGCUAAGUGUGAAUAAGUUAUCAGGUACCAUACCUUCUGAACUAUCAAAUUGCACUGCUCUGACUCACUUGGAAGUUGACAACAAUGCAAUUUCUGGGGAAAUUCCUGCUGAAAUUGGGAAACUUAAAAGCAUGACUCUAUUUUUCGCCUGGCAGAAUAACCUGACAGGCAACAUUCCAGACUCUUUAUCUGAAUGUGAGAGCCUUCAGGCCCUUGACCUCUCUUACAACACCCUCUUUGGCCAAAUACCAAAGGGGAUAUUCUCUCUGAGAAACCUCACUAAACUGUUGUUGCUUUCCAAUGAUUUAUCCGGGUUUAUACCGCCCGAUAUAGGGAACUGCACAGAAUUGUAUAGAUUUCGAGUGAACAAGAACAGGCUGGGAGGCACUAUUCCAGUAGAAAUAGGGAAUUUAAAAAUCUUGAAUUUUCUUGACAUGAGCAACAACCACUUCAUGGGUUCUGUUCCUCCCUCAAUUUCUGGAUGCAUAAACCUUGAGUUUCUUGAUCUUAGUUCAAACGCAUUGAGUGGCCUUGUCCCUGAUUCCUUACCCAAAACCUUACAAUUUCUAGACAUGUCAGAUAAUAGGCUUACUGGUCCAUUGGGACCAAGCAUUGGUUCCUUAACAGAACUAACAAAGCUGAAUCUUGGGAAAAAUCAACUUUCUGGCAGAUUCCCAGCAGAGAUAGUGUCUUGCACUAAGCUUCAGUUGCUAGACAUUGGGAACAAUGGCUUCUCAGGUGAUAUACCAAAAGAGUUGGGUAAAAUCCCCUCACUGGAAAUCUCUCUGAACCUUAGUUACAAUGGGUUCACUGGAGAUAUCCCAGAUGAGUUUUCCGGCCUUACCAAACUAGCAACUCUUGAUCUUUCCCACAACAAGCUGACUGGGAAAUUAGAUGUUCUUGCACACCUUCAAAACCUUGUUUCCCUCAAUCUAUCAUCCAAUAACUUCGAGGGCGAACUACCCAACACGCCUUUCUUCCGCGGAAUCCCAUUGACAGAUCUUGCUGGAAACCCAUCUCUGUAUAUUUCUGGUGGGGUUGUAACUUCAGCUAAUAGCAGAGGACAUGCCAAGACGACCACAAUGAAGCUAGCAAUGCCAAUUCUUGUCACUGCCAGUGCAGUUUUAGUACUUCUGGCAAUAUACAUCCUGGUUAGAUCCAAUUUGGGCAACAAGGGAUCAUCAGGGAUUACAGAGACAUGGGAGAUGACACUUUAUCAGAAACUGGAUUUCUCCAUAGAUGACAUAGUUCGCAACCUCACAUCCGCCAAUGUGAUUGGCACUGGGAGCUCUGGGGUUGUUUACAGGGUGAUGAUUCCUAAUGGGGAAACUCUGGCAGUGAAGAAGAUGUGGUCAACAGAGGAAUCAGGGGCGUUCAGUUCUGAGAUUCAGACUCUGGGUUCUAUCCGGCAUAAGAACAUUGUCCGUCUUCUAGGGUGGGGUUCGAACCAGAGCCUGAAACUGCUGUUCUAUGAUUAUCUUCCCAAUGGGAGCUUGAGCUCGCUCCUCCAUGGCACUGGGAAGGGAGGAGCGGAAUGGGAGAGGAGAUAUGAUGUUGUUCUGGGCGUGGCUCAUGCGCUUGCGUACUUGCACCAUGACUGUGUUCCUCCAAUUCUUCAUGGGGAUGUUAAAGCUAUGAAUGUGUUGUUAGGCCCUCGAAUGGAACCUUACCUUGCCGACUUUGGGCUGGCAAGAAUUGUCCAUAGCAAUUGCGGCGCCGCCGCCGACGUCAGUUCAAAGCAAGCCCAAAGGCCUCACCUUGCCGGUUCUUAUGGCUAUAUGGCUCCCGAGCAUGCUUCGAUGCGGCGUAUCACUGAAAAGAGCGACGUUUACAGCUUCGGGAUAGUACUCCUGGAGGUGCUUACAGGAAGGCAUCCACUAGACCCAACAUUGCCCGGAGGAGCACAUCUAGUGCAGUGGGUUGGGGAGCAUUUACACAGCAAGCGCGACCCGGUUGAGAUCUUGGACGCAAAGCUGAGGGGCAGAGCUGAUCCCCAGAUGCAUGAAAUGCUUCAGACUCUCGCAGUUUCAUUCCUGUGUGUGAGCACCAAGGCGGAAAGCCGUCCCACGAUGAAGGACGUUGUGGCGAUGCUGAAAGAGAUUCGACACGAAGAUCCUGCGAGCUCGGAGGCGGUGAAGGGAGGCGGCGGUGGAGCCACGGCGGCGGUCCCCAAAUCGCCUCCUACCAGCAGGAAUGUGUUGCAUGGGUCUUCCAGCUGCUCCUUUGAGUUCUCUGACAAUUCAAUCUAAACAACAGCAAUAGAGGCUAAAACAUGUGAAUAUAUCCUCCAGGCCAAACAAUAAGAGAAUCCAAUGGAAUAGGGCGUUUCAUGUAAUGUAAUGUUAUAUUGCAUUAUCCAUUUAUCCUUCAAUUGAGAGGACUUCACAA